This is a messenger RNA of Clunio marinus, 8191 nucleotides long. NCBI's taxonomy places the organism in Eukaryota, Metazoa, Arthropoda, Insecta, Diptera, Chironomidae. The record is from the annotation of a GenBank genome assembly.
UUUACUUCAUACUUGCCCGACGGGAAGUUGUUGAGAAAGAAGAAUAAAAUGUGUGUCGCCGACAUGGAGUUCGAUUACAAUAAAGCUUUAAAGCGACAAAAUUUAAAAGAUUCGGAAGUGGAAGAACUUCGGAAAAGUGUCAAACAGAUUGAAAAUGUGCCAAAAAAUUUGAGUUCGAAAAGACUUCUGUGCUUUCUUAGUGCGUGUAAUGGAAUCGAUGAUGCUGCAAAUGUGAUAUCAGCUUAUUAUGACAUUCGUAAAGCUUGCCCAUCAAUCUUUUCUAAUCGUGAUACACUUUCACCAGCAUUACAACAGUGCUUUGCAAAUCAAUAUUACUUCCAUCUACCCAACACUCCGGAAGGGUAUUCAGUUAUCUAUCAUUGCUUAUCGAACCCCAAGGCUUCCAAUUACAUUUUCGACGAAGCCUGCAAGACUUUCUUCAUGACAAUAGAUUCUCUUUUAUGUACUCGUGGACCAUCAAAAGGUUUGAUAAUUGUCUUUGAUAUGAGAAACGUGGGCUUGCGACAUCUGCUUCGGCCGAGUAUCGAAUCGCUAAGAAUGUAUUUCCGUUUUCUUCAAGAAGCUUUACCUGCCAAAUUAGAAGCCAUGCAUGUAGUCAAUUGUGUUUCCUUUUUCGACAUGGUCUUAGCAUUGAUUAAACCAUGCAUGAAGAGUGAAAUCAUUCGAAAAAUUCAUUUGCAUCAUGGAACAGAUUUUACGAAUUUUCAUCAAAAUUUUGUAGCGAAAUCUUGUCUCCCAUCAGACUUAGGUGGAGAUUUAGAAUCAGUUGAAGAAUUACAUCAGCAACACGUCUUGGAAUUUGAAAGACUACGAAAUUAUUUUAUCGAAGUAAAUAUGAACGUUGAUUACAAGUUCGAUUAUUACGAUGCAAUAAAGAGAAGUAAUUUAACUCAAUCUCAAGUUGAUGUGUUGCGUGGAAGAGUUAAAAGUUUAUCACUUGUCCCAAAAACGUUGACAAAUAAACAACUUCUUUUAUUUCUGAAUCAUGCUGAAGGUGAUGUUGAUAAUGCAGUAGAUUCACUCGUUAAACAUUAUGAAAUAAGAAAAAAAGCACCGCAGAUAUUUACAAACCGUGACGCAAAACUUUCGGAGAUAAAACAAUGUUUGGAUAAUCAAUAUUUUCUGAACUUACCUUGUACACCUGAUGGCUAUGCCGUGGCUUUUCAUGGAUUGUCGAGUCCCAUCGCUAAGAGAUAUGUUUAUGAUCCAUCAGCAACCUCUUUUCUCAUGAUGAUUGAGGCUCUUGUGUACAAACACGGACCAACCAACGGCUUGAUUCUUCUCUACGACAUGAAGAAUUUCAACGCUGGCCAUUUGUUGCGGAAUAAAUUGAGUUCGAUGAAGAAAUUCUUAGCGUUCUUGCAAGAGGGAAUUCCUUACAAAAUUCAUUCCAUUCAUAUUUUCAACACAGUUUCGUUUUUUCAUCUUGUAAUGGCGAUUAUUAAACCAUUCAUGGAUGGAGACAUCGUUAAGAAGAUGCAUCUUCAUUCGUCAUCACUUGAUCUUGAAAAGUUUACUGCUGAACAUGUGCCGCGAUCUUCACUUCCAACAGAGUUUGGUGGUGUUUGUGAUCCCGAAGUUAAAAGGAAAUUUCGAAAGUUACUCGCUGGGGCUUUUGAUUACGAAAAGGAAUUGCGAGAUCACAAUUUGACUCAAGAAGAUGUCGAUAUAUUCAGAGAGAAGCUGCUUUCAUGUGAUGAAGUGCCAAAUGCAUUGAUGGAUAAGGUUCUAGUGUUGUUCUUGAUAACUUAUAAAAAUAACAUCGAUAGGAGUAUUAAUGUUAUUAAGAAUUAUUGUACAAUUGUGAGAAGCACGCCAGAAUUUUUCGGCAACAGGGAUUUUGAUUCGCCAAAUGUUCAACAAACACUGAACAACCAGAUUUACGUCACUCUACCAAUUACACCUAAUAAUUGCAAUUUAAUUCUCUAUAAAGUUGCUAAUUCUGAUCCAAAGAAUUACAAUUUUGAUGACAGUGAGAAAACUUUUUUCAUGACAGUUGAAAAAUGUAUAUAUCGCAAUGGCCCUCGAAACGGUGUGAUUUUUUUGUUUGACAUGAAAGGAGCUCGUCUUGGUCAUGUCUUUCGACCAUCCUUCAGUUCAUUAAGGAAAAUCAUGAAAUUGGUGCAAGACUCGUGCCCAUUUAGGAUUGUAAACAUUCAUGUAUUGAAUACAACAACGAUUGUUGAUGUUAUCAUGGCUAUGCUCAAGCCUCUUAUACGAUCAAAUCUUUUAGAACGAGUUAUUUUUCACCCUGUGAAUUUGGAUUACAAUAAAUUUUAUGAAGAAUGGAUUCCAAAAUCAUGUUUGCCCUCGGAUUACGGUGGAGAUCUUCCCACAAUUGAAGAAAUGCAUAACAGUCAACGUGACUCACUUUUAGAAAUGCGAGAUUACUUUUUGAUGGAAGAGCGGAUACUAAACUUUGAGUUUGAAGAUUAUGAUUUUGAUAAACCUGACUCUGAUGAUAUGAGUAGUUUGGUAUCCAAAUUCAAGCAAAUCAUUGAAAGCGCAUACAACUACAAAGAAGCGUUGGAACGUGAACAAAUAAAACAAGAAAAUGUGAAAGCUUUAAGAGAAAAAGUAAAAACUUUUGAAUGUGUGCCGAAACUUAUAGCUGAUAAUCAACUUAUUUUAUUCCUUAAUGCAUGUAAAAGUGACGUCGAUAAAAGUGCAAAACUUAUUCACAAUUAUUAUCAAAUUAAGCAGACAUCGCCGGAAUUUUUCGCAAAUCGUGAUGUAGAAUCGGAAGAAAUUCAAAAUUGUUUAAACAAUCAAGAUUAUGUAGCGCUGCCAUUAACACCGGAUAAUUGUCAUUUAAUAUUUCAUCGUUUAUCAAAUAAUGAUCCAAGCAAAUACAAUUUCGAUUCAGCUGCAAAAACUUUUAUAAUGUUAACAGAAUCAUCUUUUUUCCAUAAUGGACCGAGGUCGGGAAUUGUUUUUCUCUUUGAUCUUCAAGGAGUUGGCUUUAUGCAUUUAUUUAAACCAAGUAUAAGUUCAAUGAGAAAAGGAAUUAGGCUAGUCGAAGAAGGAAUGCCAAUUCAAAUGAAAGCAGUUCAUGUUUUAAAUUCUGGAAUGGUGUUCAAAAUGAUUCUUGAAUUAGAUGUAAGACAUUCAUCGGAAGAAACAAUGGCAGAGUUAGCGAAUCGGUUAAUUGAAGAUGCUUACGAUUAUGAAGAAGCUUUAAAGCGUCAAAACUUGAGACACGAAGAUGUUGAAAGAUUAAGGGAAAAGAUAAAGGAAUCAAAAUAUGUGCCAACAGAUAUGUUUGAUAAGCAGCUUCUUCUUUUUUUAAACGCAUUUCAAGGAAAUGUCGAUAAAAGCGCAGAAAUGUUGAACAACUACUAUAAGUUGAAGAAAACCAGUCCUGAGUUCUUCAAAAACCGCGAUCUUCAAAAUCGUGAGAUUCAAGAAUCAUUAGAUCAUCAAGAUUAUGUGGCACUUCCCAUCACUCCCGACAAUUGCAUUUUAAUAUUUCACAGGUUAUCGAGCUUCAAACCUAAACAUUAUGUCUUUGAUGAUGCAGUGAAAACUUUUAUUGUAACAUCAGAAGCUUACGCAUAUCGCCAUGGGCCACGGUCGGGUACAAUUUUUGUAUUUGACCUAACUGGUGCAUCUUUGAGCCAUUUACGUCAACCAGCUAUUAGUUCACUUCGUAAAGGAAUAAGAUUUCUUGAAGAUGGAAAUCCUUUUGACAUCAAAGCAAUUCACAUUCUUAAUUCUGUGUCAUUUUUUAAUUCGAUAAUUGCGUUAGUUAAACCAUUCAUAAGGUCAGAGAUUUUAAGCAAACUUCAUUUCCACUCAUCAAACAUGGAUUACGAGAAAUUCUAUCAAGAGUGCAUCCCAAAGUCACAUCUGCCAUCAGACUUUGGAGGCGACCUUGAAUCUGUUGAAGUUCUUCAUAAAAAACAUCGAGAGGAACUCAUGGAACUUCGCGAUUACUUUAUAUUCGAGGAAAAUCAACAACUAACAUCGCCUAAAAAUUUAAUGAAAAAAUCCUCAAAGAAGGAUGCAAAUGCAAAUGAAAUUGAUCGUUGGUUGAUAAAAAUGGCAGCAGCAGUGCAAGUUUUCCAAGAUAUUCAACGAAAUGCUUACAACUAUAACGAUGCAUUGAAGCGUAUAAAUAUGACGAGGGAUGACAUUGAGAGAUAUCGAGAGAAAUUAAAAUUAAAGGAAGCAGUGCCAAAGUUUUUGGUUGAUACACAAUUGCUGGUUUUUCUGAAUUGUGGUGAAGGCGACUAUGAUAAAGCUGCAGAUAAGCUUGAAAAUUACUACGUCAUUAAAAGAACAUUACCUGAAUUCUUUGUAAAUCGUGAUGUUAGAGAUAAAAAGAUUCAACAUUGUUUUGAUUCAGUUUAUUUUGUUGGACUUCCGGUUACUCCUGAUGACAAUUAUGUAAUUUUACAAAAGCUCAGAAGCACUGAUCCCAAGGAUUACAAUUUUGAAGACUCAGUCAAAACGUACAUCAUGAAAACUGAAGAAUAUGCUUAUAGGAAUGGCCCAAGAUCCGGAACAGUUUUCGUAAAUGAUUUAACUGGUGCUUCAUUCAGGCACAUCUUUCGUGUUAGCAUGAGUUCAAUUUUCAAAGGAAUGAAAUUUUUACAAGAAGGAAGUCCAUUGAAUGUCAAAGCGAUUCACAUUUUAAACUGUCCACCGUUCUUAAAUGUAAUUAUUUCAAUGGUGAAGCCUUUCAUCUGGGCAGAAAUGAUGAGUAAAAUUCACUUUCAUUCAUCAAACAUGGAUUUCGAAGAGUUUUAUGAAAAGCACAUCCCAAAAUCAUGUUUGCCUUCUGAUUAUGGUGGAGAUUUGGAAUCGGUCGAAGUGCUUCAUAAUCGACAACGUAAAGAAUUUAUAGAUAUGCGAAAUUAUUUUCUGAUGGAAGAGAAACAAGUGAAUUUUGAAGGCGAUCAAUAUGCAGAAGCUUACGAGGAAUACAGAAAGGAUCCUAUGUUUUUAUUCUUAUCUUAUUUCAAGCUUCUUCUUUUCCUCAUAAACACUAAUUGCGACAUUGAGAAAAGCUCAAAAUGGCUUCAUCAUUACUACAAAAUGAAAAGAAAUACUCCCGAGUUCUUUUUCAAUCGUGAUGUUCUUUCGGAUGAUAUUCAAAGAGCUUUUGAGAAUCAAAUUUACUUCUAUUUACCAGUAACACCAAACAAUUGCCAUGCUGUAUUUCAUAAACUCUCAAAUCACGAGCCUAAACUUUAUGAGUUUAAUACUACAGUAAAAACAUUUAUUAUGACUGCAGAGGCUUGUUUGUUUCGGUAUGGUCCAAGAGAUGGAACGAUUUUUAUCUACGACAUGGAAGGUUGUAAGUUUGGCCACUUAUUCCAAGCAUCAAUCAGAUCAGUUAAGAAGGGACUGGAGUUUCUUCAAUAUGGAAGUCCAAUGAAUAUAAAAUCAAUCAUUAUUUUGAACGCGCCAUAUUUCAUGGAUGUUGUGUUCUCCAUGAUCAAACCAUUCUUGAAGAAGGAGUUUAUUGAGAGAAUUCAUUUGGUUCAUGAUAUGGAACAUUUUUACAACAACAUCAUUCCACGAUCGCACAUGCCUUCAGAUUAUGGUGGUGAAUUGAAAUCUCAAUCAAUAAAAACGGACGCAAUGGACGAUGAUCAAAAAUUUGAGGAGCUUCGUAAAGUUUAUCAAAAAACUGUCGAUGAAUUGAUGGAAAAGGCUUUCGAUUUAAAAACAGCACUCAAAACAAUAAAUCGUUCAGAAAAUGAAUUAAAAGAAUUGCGUGAUUUAGUUGAAAGUGAAAAGUGGAUACCACGUUGUGUCACUGAAAAACAUCUUGCAGUCUUUUUGGCAAAUGAUGGAGACGUUAAAGACUGUUUUGAACGAGUUAAAUUGAUUUUCAAAUUGAAAUUACAAUCGCCAGAAGUCUUUCGCUAUCGUGAUCCAUGUUCAGAUGAAAUGGCAAGGACAUUUAUGUACCAGAACAUGUUCUACCUUCCAGUCACUCCAGAUGGGUACAGCGUCUGUUUUGGGAAUUUAAGAAAUACUGAAGUGCAAAAUUUUCAUUUCGAUUCGAUUGCGAAAGCUUUUUAUAUGACGAUAGAGUCGACCUUUUUAAGACAAGGCCCACAAAAAGGAAUAAUUUUCCUGGUAGAUAUGGCGGGCGGAAAAUUGUGGCAUCUUUCAAGAAUCAAUAUCAAAACCAUGAAAACAUCUUUAAAGUUUGCAAUGGAUGCAGCUCCUGAAAAAAUUAUCGCGUUUCAUGUUCUUAAUGCUGUUCCGUUUUAUGAUCUUAUAAUGAAAAUUAUGAAACCGUUUGCAAGAAAAGAACUCAAACUUUUGGUACUUCAUUUACAUUACGCCGACAUUGAUUGGGAAAAUUUCUACGAAACUGUCAUCCCACGAUCAUGUUUACCUUCUAAUUACGGUGGUGAAUUAGAAUCUGUCGAAGAAUUGAGUAGAAAAAAUUUGGAGCAGUUGAAAGAGUUGAAAGAUUAUUUUAUGAUCGAAGAAUGGUGCGUUUAUGAAGAUCGUCGAGAGAAUAGUACAAAACAAACUCUUCACAAUAUGGAUUUUGACUUGGAAUAUGAUUAUAUGGAAGCCCUGAAAAGGCAAGGUCACGUGCAAGCAGAUGUUGAUGCGUUGAGAAACAUUGUAGAAAGUUAUUCGAUUGUCCCAAAGUCGAUUACAAACAAACAGAUUCUUCUUUUCCUGGAUUCUUGUGGCGGUAUUGAAGAGGGAGCAAGGGUUAUGAAAAUUUACUAUCAAAUCAAAAAGAACUCGCCGGAACAUUUUUUAAAUCGCGACCCUCAAAAUCCGAAAAUUCAACAGUGUCUCAAACAUCAAGAUUAUUUUUAUUUGCCAAACACACCAAAAGGUGAUCUCAUUAUUUUCCACCGUCUAUCCAGCCCAAAGGCAUCAGACUAUUGCUUCGACGAGGCUAUUAAAACAUUCUUCAUGACAAUUGAGUCAUGCUUACAACUUCAUGGCCCGAGAGAUGGUGCAAUUUUCUUAUUCGAUAUGAAAGGCGUCGGACUUAUGCAUUUAACACGAGUGAACUUGACAUCAAUUAAGAAGUUCUUUGCUUAUCUUCAAGAAGGCGUUCCAGGAAAGUUGCGCGCUAUUCAUGUGCUGAAUGUUGUUUAUUUCUUUGACAAAAUCCUUUCCAUGAUUAAGCCUUUCAUGAAAGCCGAAAUUCUCAAAUGUCUACAUUUACAUUCAUCAGGCAUGGAUUAUGGGAAAUUCUAUAAAGAACACAUUCCAAAAAGUUGUUUACCAUCAGAUUUUGGUGGUGACUUAGAGUCGGUUGCAGAGUUACAUGCAAAACAUUGUAAAGAAUUUAUGCGUUUAAGAAGUUAUUUUAUGAUUGAGGAACAACAAGCAGCCUUCAAACUCGAUAUGCAUCAGCCGUUUCUAGCAAGUGCAAGUGCUCAGCUCAAUUACAUGACAACUGAAGAACUUCGUGAAAUAUUCAGUAAUGACGACAAACUUGAUGAAACAAUCAAUGAAAUUCUGAAAUCAUUAGAGAAUGAAAAGGAUGUGAUAAUAAACGAAAACAGAACCUUGGCUGAGAGUAAUCUUGAAAUGGAACCAAAACUCAUUGAAAUACGUUCCAGGAUAAAUGAUCUGACACAAGAAGGGAAAGACCUGAGCCAAAGUGUUCAAUCAAAGCUGGAGGAAAUCAAAUCAAAAUCAUCAAAUGUGAAUCCUGAAAAUAUGCUUGAUAUUUUGAAAGCUUCAGCAGCUGAAAGUGAGGAAAAAAGUGAGAAAUUUGCUGAAGACUUUUUAGAAAGCAGCGCAUCAAUCGAAGAGUUUCUUGACAAGUUCAAGGAAUCGAGAAUUGAAAUGCAUUUGCGCAAGUUGAAAGCUGAUAAAAUGCAAGAGUUAUUAAGAAGAGGGAAUACUGGUAAUGGGCCGCCGGCACAAUCGAACUAUCCUCCUGGUCCUGGCAAUUUUUAUGGUCAACAUCAACGAAACCCUGCGCCAUAUCCCAACAUGCCUUCCUAUCCAAUGAUGCCAAUGCCACCCGUUUACAGACCUCCUUUCUAAAGCUUCGACUCGCACAAACGAACAUGAGUAAUUCAAAUAAAUUUUGCAUUAAAAAUGCUCCAAAAUUGAUUAUUUUAACGUCUGCAUGUUUAAUAUAUGUUUUCAUCUUCUUAAAAUAAAAGCGUUUAAAGAAAUAAAAUAAUUUAGAUUAUUUACAACUUGAAUUGCAAUUUAAACU